AUGUUAUCCACCGAGGUACAUGACUUGAGCGCAGAGCAGAGCGAUGCUAUCGAGGAGGCGGUGCCACCCCAACCCAUUCAAGAUGGAGCUUUUCCGGAUGAAGCUGUCGAUCCCGAGACCAAUUUCCUUGGGUCCACGGGUCGAAUCACCGAAGUCUGCGAUCGUUGUCACGACUUGAUACACCACAACAAGGCAGUAUCUUCGCCUAAGCCGACUAUUCUGUCCAUACGACACUAUCUGGAGGAAUCACCGUACAAAAACAACCGUGUUUACCAUAUCAUCGAUGCCGCAGAUUUCCCACUGUCUCUCGUUCCACGUAUUCAUUGGGCGUUAAUGCUGCAGGAGCAACGCUCGCGGAACCGACGAUCUACGAAUGAGAAAUACGAACGCGGGAGAAAGCUUCCAUCACUCUCGUUUAUCAUCACGCGCUCAGACCUUUUGGCCGCAACAAAGGAGCAAGUAGACUCGAAGAUGGCCUACAUUCGCACAGAGCUCCGUGCAGCUUUGGGAAGAUCAGGGAGGGAGGCCCGUUUGGGAAACGUGCACAUGAUUAGUGCGCACCGUGGCUGGUGGACGAAGGAAGUCAAGGAAGAGAUCCGAGAGCAUGGCGGCGGUAUUUGGGUCGUUGGAAAGGCUAAUGUCGGAAAGAGCAGCUUCAUUGAAGCUUGUUUCCCUAAGGAUUCCAGAAAUGUGGAGAAAAUCGAAGAGUGGGUUCAACGCCGCCGUGAUGAAAAGGAGAUUCCAAACCAGCGAGAGGCCACCCCUCUUGACCCCAAUAGCCUUCUGCCCCCUGCCCCUCGUGAGGAUCUAUAUCCUGUUCUCCCAGUGGUUUCUUCCCUUCCGGGCACUACAGUCUCGCCUAUCCGUAUUCCAUUCGGCCGCGGAAAGGGCGAGGUCAUUGAUUUGCCCGGCCUAGAACGUGGUCUACUGGAAGACUUUGUUCAGGAUGAACACAAGCGUGAUUUGAUCAUGACGAAGCGAAUCAAGCCGGAACGUUUAACCAUUAAACCCGGCCAGUCUCUUCUGCUUGGUGGCGGUCUUGUUCGCAUCACACCGGUGAAUCCCCAAGAUACCGUCAUGUCCGCCAGUUUCCUACCUCUCGAGUCUCACAUCACAAACACCCAGAAAGCCAUUGAGACGCAGGCCGAGGAAACCCCAUACCGGGGGACCGUUAUUAUGAAAGAAGGAACCGGCAGUGCCAUGGCCUCCGCCGGUAAAUUCGACUUGAAGUGGGAUACCACCAACUCAAAUCUUCCUACCUCGCUCGCUAAAGCUGUCAAGGACAGGGGAAUUUCAGUUCCUUCAUUGCCAUACCGCGUGAUGUCGGCAGAUAUUCUCAUCGAGGGCUGCGGUUGGAUCGAGCUCAGUAUACAAAUUCGCAGCAAGCGGGACACCGAAGACGAACCUUCCUAUCCGCAGGUCGAGGUUUUCACUCCCAACGGGAAGCACAUCGGGUCUCGGCGUCCGAUUGAAUGUUGGAAUUUUAUUGCAGAGAAGAAGAAAAUCGACAAGCGCAAACGACCGCGCACGAGAUAUUGA
Penicillium digitatum Pd1 is the source of this 1539-nucleotide messenger RNA. RefSeq lists its product as uncharacterized. The record is from RefSeq and is a predicted model, not a curated record. NCBI's taxonomy places the organism in Eukaryota, Fungi, Ascomycota, Eurotiomycetes, Eurotiales, Aspergillaceae. Gene Ontology annotation, cellular component: mitochondrion.